UGCGGCUGGAGGAGAUGCAGAGUUGCUGCGGGCGGGGGAGGAGUCGCUACAAUGUUGCCCAGCUCGCUACAGUGUUGCCCCCAAAGAGUGGCUAUAGUGUAGCCCAGCUCACUCCAGUGCAGCCGCUCGGCUGAGCCGGGGAGCCGGAGCCUCCGCCUUAAAGGGACGGGACGGGAAAGGAAGGGAAGGGAAACUACUCUCCUCUCCUCACUCGCUCGCACAAUGUAGCGAAAAGAUGGCGGAAACGGCCGAGGCUGACGUCAGCGCGGCCCGAAGAGCGGCCGGGCAGCAAGAAGGAUCAGCAAUGGCGACUGUGGAGCGGAGACUACCCAGUCCCGAGGCGCUGCUGGGACAGCCUUGGACCCACUGGAUCGAUGCCGCCAAACACCAAGGGGCCGACGGCACCGAAUUGGAAGAAACUUUUAAGGAGUGCGGGAAAAACCGGGAGGUCAUGCGGUUGAGCAGGGAAGAUAUGCCAAUAUUUGGUCACUGCCCAGCACACGAUGACUUUUAUCUGGUGAUGUGUAAUCAUUGUAAUCAAGUUGUAAAGCCCCAGGCCUUCCAAGCACAUUAUGAGAGAAGACACAGUACGUCAAGCAAACCGCCUGUAACUUCUCCGACUUCUGCGUACUCUUAUUCUUCCGCGCUCUCCAAAAGCAGAGGUGGCAGCGACUGUGGGAGUAGCCGCUCAUCCGUCGGCACCUGCCCUUCGUCCAGCUCGAAGAUACAAAAAUCCCCCAAAGAUAAACUCCACAUCAGCAGCAUGAGCAGACCCUUCUACAUGGUUCAUCACGGCAGGAUGCACCACGACAAAAACAUGUCCACACUGGUGAAAGCAGAGAAGGUGCAUCCUAAUGUGAAGGUGGAUGGUCCGUUGUUGAAAGUCAUGCCUGUGCCCAUUAAUUCCACUACUGUGAGUGCUUCAUUAAAGACUGGCCUUAAUAAUCCCGCAAUACCAAAGGCACCCCUGUCCUCCGUCGGGCAGAUACCCAAUGGUAAGAAUCUUCUGUCGUCUCCGUCGCCCGCGGAGAAGAAACUUGAAGACCGUAAAAACACCAAGAAACCCUCUUCUCACAAGCGUUUGUCAGAAAGGGAGUUCGACCCAAACAGACAUUGUGGUGUUGUUGAUCUUGAAUCCAAGAAACCAUGUACAAGAUCUCUGACAUGCAAGACACAUUCCUUGAGCCAUCGGCGAUCAGUACUGGGUCGUAGGAAACACUUUGACCUAUUGUUGGCGGAGCACAAAAAUAAACCCAGGGAAAAAGAAUUGUAUAGAAUCUCCGAUCAUCACCACCAGACACCCCUUCUCAGGGAACUGCAUCCCUCGCCAUCGAAAGCUUCUCCGGAAUUGCACCUGAAUUCCCAUGGAAACGCUGCAUCGGAUGUAAAACAAAUGGUGUCUGGCAAAACCAAAUUUUACAAUUCAAGUCUUCCAAGGCCGGCCACAUGUACGUUACAGCACAGUGGCAACACCGUCGGUGAUACUGCAUCGGUACACGAACUGCACGCCUCACUUGCCGCACCGGACUCUGCAUCCAGGUUGUCUAGCGACGAGGGGGAAUGUGAGGAGAAGGAGGAGCUGGCGGAAAAACUCGACUGCCAUUAUUCUGGACAACACCCUCGGCCGGCUGCUAUUUGCACGUUUGGAAGUCGGCAGGUUGGCCGAGGCUGCUUUGUGUUUGAGAGGCGCUGGGACCACUUUCGAUGUGCACUUAGUUCCAUGGUCGAAAAGCAUCUUAAUUCACAAAUGUGGAAAAAAAUCCCCCCUGCGGUGGACAGUCCAACGUCGGGGCAGUGCAAUGCUCCCAGCAGCAGCAUGGUUCCCCCUCACCUGUCGCAUUCCAGUGUCGGUACUGCAGGUGUGGUCUCCUCCUCCCCUUCCUCAUUGUCAUCUCCACUGUUGGUGUCUUCUCCAUUCCUAUUGGCCAACAGUAAACCCGUGCCGUCAUAUGCAACUACUCUGACGGCUCACCCCGCUGCCUUGGGCUCUGCGGACCCAGCUCACUGUAUGCAAUCUAGACACGUACCUUCACCAUCUGCCAUGCCUUCUGGGCUCUCCUCGGUCCCCUCCCAUGUCUUCAACAAACCUCAGAAAGUGAAGCCCAGCAGGUCUUUCAAACCGAAAGAACCCCCGCCUACCAGCAACAACAGUAACUCCAGUAGCAACAAUAACAGCAACAGUUCUGGGAGGAGGAGGAAGAACAAUUCUGCACUGCCAUUGCAUUCUCCUUCCAUCUAUUCCGCCGAUGCCCCGAAGAAAAAUUGUGUGAAUUCCGGGAGUCUGGGGACGUCUAAUUAUUCGUCCGUUUCGUCGACUUACGGCAGCCCGCACAACGUUGGCCUGAACUGUACGAACAAGAUGAACUCUCUGGGCCUCAAGCACGAGCCGUCGGGGAAAGGGCUUCAGGCGGGGGCCCCUGCGGAGUCGAUUAAGCGGAUGAGUGUGGUGAUGAACAGCGGUGACUCCACCCUCUCGCUGGGGCCCUUCGUGCACCAGGCCAACGAGCAGCUGGCGAGCCCGCACGCCGCCUUCCCACAUCCCCACCCGCCGCUGGACAGGCUGGAAGGCCGGAAGCGGAAAGGUUCGCCGGGCUCCGCUGCCAUCCACGGCGGCAACAGGGCGAACAAGCUCGCCAAAGCGCCCGUGGUAAACAACGUUCACUCGAAGCAUCCCGGCGUGAUCCCAGGGACGCCGGGCCUCUCCAAUAACACUCUCCUCCACCAGCCAAAGGCUCGACCAUGAUAACCAAUGUUCUUCUGGAAGAAACUGGACAUCUUAUUUUGAAAUCAGAAGUAGGCACUCUGAACUGCACGAAGCCUUGGAGUUUUCGCAACCUCCCUUGUUCCUCAGGUCUGUGGAUAGUAUAAUCAAAAUUACAGGUUUCGAAGCCAGGUUUGUGGAAUCCUCACAGCGUGGUGCACAUCUUAAAUUGAGUUGACAUGGACUUCCUGGCUAGAAAAUGGGCUUGCAAUUGUUCAAAUCAGUAUUAAGUAUUAGGUACCAAGCUAGAAGAUUGACUACUGAUCUGCGAUUUAUGCAAAAGGUGCAGUUUUUAGACUAUUUACUGCAGAAGGGCGCAUUUGCUAAACAGUUUGGAUGUUGAACUGCCAAAUGUUUAAGCAUCUUUACACGUUUAGUGGGAGUUCCGUAGCCCCUUGACAUCUACUGGAAAUUUCUAUCACAGAGCAGAUAUGUUGUAUUUAUUUCUUUCGCAAGCGAUAUGUGUACUUUGUCUACGUUUAAACUUUAAACCAGUUGCCAAGUAUGCCGACUUGUGUCAGGUAGUUACUUUGAAAUUUAUUUUUGUUAAGUCCACAAACCUUGGCUUUUUUUUUUUUUUUUGGAGCAGAAAAAUUGUGGAACUAAAAUAACAUCGGGAAGUCAGUCCAGCGAAUGAUUUAUUCAUUGUACUUCACACACACAUGAAUAAAUGGUGUAAAUUCUAACUGAUUCCUGGUUAGAAUUACAGCAGAAUGGAGAGUUGAAAAAGGUUGCAUCAGGUAUGGCGUUUCGAUGCAACAAUUUUUUUAAUGAAUAAAACAACGUUCUUUAAAUAGAUCUAUGAUUAAAUUUUGUGCGGUGAGCAUGGGGUUCAGUGGCAUUUGCAGCUUGGUCUUGCCUGUUUUUAUUUUUUUUUAAAGGCAAGAAAAUAACAAUUUGUAGUGAAUGCUGCUUCCACCCGAACAGUCUUAGUAGUCCACAUAAUUUUUGCACUAAUAGAUUAUAUCCAUUCUCCCAACUACACUGGAAUAGAUUUUAAUUUAACAAAAAGGGACAGUGUUGCAAGUUUGUCAAAGAAACAAUUUUUUUUUUAAAAGAUCGGUUUAAAUCAGGGAUUUCCAAAAGAAAAUUCCUCAAAAAUGCUUAAAAUGACCACUUUAGUGAAUAUUUGCACACAUUUCACCUAUUGGUCGACAAGUCGGGGAGCAUAUCAGAAUGAAAUUUUUUUUUUUCCCAAUAUCAGCUUUUAGUGUAGUGACUUUUUCUCCCAAAUCUUGAUGUUAAGGCAGAUGUGUGCACAGCGUGGAGAACGUGAGCAUAUACUAAUCGUCUGUUCAAUUCAUCUUCUCAGAUUUUUGUGGGCAGUGUCGUGAAUUCAAUAUAUAAAUUUUAAGAAACAUAAAAUAGUGUAUAGCUAAAAUACUCUUAGAAUCAUUGUUGGAUAAUUGUCAGAUAAACCAAUAAAAGGAUCUACUUAUUGCAAAUAGUUAUAGAGCAGUAUCUGCUGGAGACCCAGUAAUAAUGCCAUUUCCUUUUGGCCAUUUCCGAAAAGGCUAUUAAGGAAAUUCUUAAAGAAAAAUUCCCCUCUCUGCUGUAAUAAAUGUAACCUUAUGACUCCUAGUGGUUUUAGUUUUAAAACUGGCUUAAACUGAAGCUAGCUUGUUCCUUAUGCGACAGUUACCAAUUGUAACUCUGUUUUCUUACCCCAAUUUUCAACAAGCUGAGAGAAAGUAUGUCACGAUUUUUGUACCUUUUAUUUUGAAUUUUCUUGUUUAAUGGAUUAUACAAAAAAUAUGGAAAUAUCCCUAUUUCAGAAUGCAUAUUUUGUUAAAAUUGUACAUAUUAAACAUGUAUUUUUGCACAGGUCAUUUUCUUAUAUCCAGUUUUGGUACAAUUUUGAAAUCAUCUGGUAUUUAUUUAUUUAGGAAUUAAUAAUAAAUAACAGGUAAAAGUACCUUAUUGUUUAGAUAUUCACUGCCCAGCUAAUAAUGCAAAAUACCUACAGUAUAAGAUUUUUGGGGCACUUUUUAUAAAAUCGUUCGUCCAUUUUGGAAUUUGGGAGUGAAAUGAUUUAUUUUUUGGAAGUGGGGGAGGGGGAGAGAGAUAGCCUCAAAAAUAUUUCACUAAUAUAUUCAUUUGUUGUCUAAACUCCCAGUGUAACAAAUUCAUUAGAGAAAAAAAAAAUAUCAUCCCAGACCCAUCCGAAAAACCACUUGAACCUUUUUUUUGCAGCUUUUAGUCAAAAUUUAAAGUGCCUGAUAGUUGCUUCAAGAUGACUGUUUAAAUUGAACAUUUAAUUUAAAAAAAAGAAUGAAAUGUUCAACUGGAUUAGGAGCUUGCUUUUUCCACCUUGUGAGUUCCUAGUAUUUAUUGUGCUUGAACCUUAAUAAUUUGGAAUCAACAAAUCUUUCAAUUGUGAAAUGAAACCAAUUUUUGAUUUGUAUGUAUAUUUGUAUGUGGUGAUGCCACCAGCCAAGAGCAAAUCAAAAGGCCUUUACCUUUCUGUACCUUUAAUGAAGUACCAUGUUUUCGAUGAUUUUGACUAUGAAAGAGGUCUAAAGCACUAUGCUAUUCACUUGGCUCAUUAAAACAGUUGUACUUUCAAGUUUUACCCAUUGUCCCAUAGUAUCUAAUACUACUGGAAUGUAAAUAUUCUCAUCCCGGCAAUUUAAGGUGACGGUGCCUUUAUUUGAAAGGAAAUACCUUGGGAUUUCACUGAGUAUCUCCUGCAAUUCUUUUGUUGAUUAAAUAGGGUUAGAAAAAUACAAUGUUCCGAAAGUUUGGAGUUUGUCUUCCCAUAACAUUGUUCCUCGGCAGCACCUAUCUAUACUCGUACUGAAUAAAAAAUGGAUGACAUUUUUAUUUAAAAAAAGCUGAGUUGAACGAUCAGAACACAAGAAAUCUUGUCUUAAAAGGCACUCGAACCUGAAGCGAUUUCGGGUUCAUGUAAGGAAUAAAACGAUUGCAGUGACAAAAGCAAUAGAGACAUGUGAAGAGUUUAACACUACACAUCUCAAAUGUGAAUGUAAGCCUGAUAGCAAAGCCUGUUCCGAGCUUGGUUCUAAAAGCGACCUUUCUGUGUAAAAGUGUGAAUAGUUUCAGAAGUACGCAAAACGGAGCGCACUGGUUCACUACGGUAUCAGCUGGACUUUGUGUGUUGCCUGUUGUAUAAUUCAUGAACAAAUGUCAUGGGUCAGAAUCUUUCGAUAUUUGAAAAUGUAUAGUCUAUUUGUUUUGUAACAAGGUCUGUAAAUAAAAAUAAUUUAUACUGUUAUUUAUAACAAA
Molecule: messenger RNA, 6007 nt
Organism: Amblyraja radiata (thorny skate)
Lineage: Eukaryota; Metazoa; Chordata; Chondrichthyes; Rajiformes; Rajidae
Gene: atxn7
Product: ataxin 7
Exons: 11
Coding region: 236-2743 (835 amino acids)
Source: RefSeq, a predicted model, not a curated record